AUGUACAGCCGGUACAUACCCCCUCAAAAAGAGAAGCCAUUUGUUAUUAGACCACAAACAACAUCGGCUGCCUCCGACCGACCAUACGCCAAUCUCGGCCAGACAUCGGCAGAACCGCUACAGCCCCUCGUGCAACCACAGCGCAUUGUUUUUGAUGAUGACACCUUCCCGCCAAUUGACCCCAGCAAGAGUAGCCGGAAAUUAGACGAAGAGCUCACGAGCACGGUCGAGGAAAAGAACCCGAAAAAGUCAAAGUCUAAAAAGAGCAAGGAUAAUACCCAAGAUGGCGCCGAGGGCGAGGAGAAGGAGUCCAAGUCGCGCAAGCGCAAGAGGGAUGCAGCAGAAAAGGCGAUAAUUUCUGAAGGGGAGGUCUCAAAAGAGAAGGAUGUGAUGUUAGAAUCGAACUCCGAGGCUGUCGGCACCGGCGAGACCGAGGGCGAGCCUGCAGUUACCGGGGAGGAACGGAAACCGAAACGGGAAAAGAAGAAAAAGAGGAAGCAAGAAGGCAAUCCCGAUGUUGAUAUGCUCGACGGCGACGAGGACCGUAUUCGCAGGAGGCAUAAGUCGGUUUUUGACAAGGUCCAAAAGGCGCUGCAGACCAAGGACGACGUACAGGAUGUCAGCGAGGAGGAAGAGGCCGAACCCGAGGUGGAACAUGGCCUCGAACCGCUCCCUCAGCCGGAGCCCGUCAUCUUUGACGAGUCCAAGCUGACAUACGAGACGCUGCCGCCAUGGCUCGCCUCUCCAGUACGCGUAGGCCCUGACAAGACGCGGCCGUUUACAGAGUUGGGGAUCUCCCCGGAAUCAUCCAAGAUUCUCGAAUCCAAGGGGUUUAAGGACGCUUUUGCUGUCCAGACCGCAGUACUCCCUCUCUUGCUACCCUCCCCCGAUAGGCAGGGUGACGUAGUCGUUGCGGCCCCAACAGGAUCCGGAAAGACGCUAUCGUAUGUGCUGCCUAUGGUCCACGAUAUCAGCAAAGGCCGUGUUACCAGAUUACGAGCACUCAUUGUCCUGCCGACAAGAGACCUCGUCCAACAGGUGCAACUGGCCUUCGAAGCAUGCACAGCCGCCUUUGCCAUCAACGGGGGCAAGAGGGUCAAGAUUGGUACGGCAAUGGGCAACCGGGUAUUCAAGGAGGAACAGUCCGUCAUCAUGAGCCAGGAGCAAAGAUACGACCCCCAGGGAUACGAGCAAUAUCUGCAAAAGCAAAACCGGCCCGUUAAUUUGGAAGACUCGGAAGACGAAGACGGAGAUGAAGACGAUAACUUGGAACUCGAGCGCUCCCAGCCGCUCCCUUCCCAUGUCAUUGCCCACGAGUCCAAAGUCGAUAUUCUCAUCUGCACCCCCGGUCGGCUGGUAGAGCAUAUCACCAAGACGUCCGGGUUCUCGCUCGACUACGUCCGCUGGCUAAUCGUCGACGAGGCCGAUAAACUGCUGGCGCAGGACUUUCAGCAGUGGCUGGAUACGGUCACUGAAAAGUUGGGCAUCGGUAAACCUGGUGCCCGCGACUUUCCCGGCUCCAACAAGAGUGGGGUCCAGAAAGUCAUACUCAGUGCGACAAUGACUCGGGACCUCAGUCUUUUGAACGGACUGAAGCUGUCUCGGCCGAAGCUUAUUGUCGUCGAAGGAACCAAGGCUGGGGAGCAGAACCUACCAGCCCUUCUCAAGGAAUACGCCAUCAAGAUCCGCGAACCGAGUCUUAAGCCGCUGUACCUGGUAGACCUACUGCAGAGCAAGCAUAUGACUGCCGUCAACCGGGAUAUUUCCGACGAAGUCGCGGUGGCAUCCGAAACCAGCGAUUCGGACUCCUCUGCAUCAGAAUCCGAGUCAGAGGCCGAAUCCGACUCAUCUUCCUCUUCGGAUGACGACGAGAGUGGCGACAGCGACGACAGCAACGACAGCAACGACAGCGACGAGGGUGACGAACCCAAACCAAGAACAAAACAAGCCGCUCCCACCUCCACCUCCACCAAAAAGCCGACCCUCCCCACCACCGUCCUAAUCUUCACUAAAUCCAACGAAGCCGCUCUCCGCCUCUCCCGCCUGCUCGCCCUCCUCAGCCCGGAUCUUGCCCCACUCCUCGGCACCCUGACCUCCUCGACCAAGACGUCGCGGCGCGCCCGCACGCUGCGCGCCUUCGCCCAGGGCAAGCUGCGCAUCCUCGUCGCGUCGGACCUCGUCUCCCGGGGCAUCGACCUGCUCAACCUCGAACACGUCAUCAACUACGACCUGCCCAUCAGCGAGACGUCGUACGUCCACCGCGUCGGGCGCACGGCGCGCGCGGGGAGGAAGGGCUGCGCGUGGACGCUGGUGGAGCAUGCUGAGGCGAGGCGGUUCUGGAGGGAUUUUGCGGGCGAGGGGAAGGGCGCCGUGACGAGUAUUGGGAGGGAGGGGCCUGUGGAGAGGGCGAGGGUUGGGGAGGAUGAGUUUGGCGAGGAGAGGGUGAAGGCGUAUGAGGGGGCGUUGGAGAGGUUGAGGGAGGAGGCGGCUGCUGGGGACGGGAGGAGAUAG
Molecule: messenger RNA, 2511 nt
Organism: Chaetomium globosum CBS 148.51
Lineage: Eukaryota; Fungi; Ascomycota; Sordariomycetes; Sordariales; Chaetomiaceae
Exons: 1
Coding region: 1-2511 (836 amino acids)
Cellular component (GO): nucleus
Molecular function (GO): nucleic acid binding; ATP binding
Source: RefSeq, a predicted model, not a curated record